UCAAUGUAUUAGAAGAUAACUAGUUAGUUAAUUAAUCUGUCUCUUUUACUUUAUGACGAGAAAUACUCUAAGACAACAGUAGGAUCUAGGUAUCCGACAAUACGUAAGUCUUCCUUUAUUGAGGUCCAGGAGUUUGAUGAUAUUGCAGGUCAAAGGCACAAUAUCUGGAACCUUGACAUCUUCAAGCAUCGAGCCGCCUUCUCCGGAAUCUUGCCGUAGCAGAGACAAACUAACACUGAGCUUAUUCUGUAUAGGUCGGUUUGGCUUCGAGAAGUCGUACGAAAUACGCCAUAGUUUAAAUUUGUACCUGUCAGCGAUAUAUUAGCAAACCUCGAUUGGAUCGCUUAUGCCUCUAUACCUCGUUACCUUAUUUCAUCCACCGUGUGGGGUGCAUCCAGCGUAUGCUACCUCGGCCGGCGAGAUAAAUAAGGUGAAAGGGUAAAAUAACUCCAAGUUAUGCAAGUAUAAAUACUAGUAUCGACGUUACAUAUCGCACUUGUCAUUCUGCAAGUGUUAAUUGGUUCACGUGGGUGCGUCCUAGAGACUCGGAGUUAGACUCAGGGAUCUUCCUAGCAGUAGGAAGAACGCCACAUCCCCAACCUGAGAACGAUUGGAUAAAAAAGAAAAGGGGCCUGCGAGCUUCGUCCCGCCCGUCACCGAUUUAGAUUAUGCACAAACUGAUUUUGCGUCUCCGACGGUAUGGUCGAUGCACGAUGGCAACCGAAGAUAAAAACAGCAAGCGCCAACCUGAUAGAUCACUAGAUGAUAUCUUAAGGGGGAAGGUAUAUAUUGAAGAACUCCCUUCGGAUAUAGAACCUAUCAGGAGGCUGCUAGAGAAAUAUAGCGGCAUUCGCACUAGAGAGGUUGACGAUCAUAUUCAUGAAAUACGAGAUCGUCUCUGGGAGAUUUAUCCCUAUGUUUACAUCGGCCACUUUCGUUUCCUUUCCCUUGGGUUCACAUUGGAUCCUCGGUACCGGAUAGCCUUAAAUCGGUUGCUCGCGCCCAAGUCGGAGGCUACAUUUCUCGACGUGGGCUGCUGCGUGGGACAGGUAUUACGACAACUCACAUUUGAGGGUGUAGAUUCAUCGAGACUGUACGGCACGGAUUUGGAACCACGCUUUCUAGACGCGGGCUACGACUUAUUCAAGGACCGAGACAAGUGCAAUGCUACGUUUGUAGCUGGUGACAUGUUGAGUCAGAACGGGCAGACCGACGAAGGCGAUGAAAGGUUAAAGGUGUUCGACGGCAAGAUGAAUAUCAUCCACGCGACUAGCUUUUUCCACCUAUUCUCAUGGGAAAAUCAAGUCCGGGCCGCCAUGAGAAUGGUGCGAUUUCUCGACGCGGACGACCCUGAUGUCGUGAUUUUCGGUCGCCAAGUGGGGACGACAACGCCGGGCGACAGAGAAGGGGCUGGUGGUUCUAAGAAGUUCCUGCAUAACGCUGUAAGCUGGCAAGAAUUAUGGGACGAGGUCGGCAAAGCAACGGGGACCGCGUGGCGGACCGAAGUGAACGAGAUGGAAGAAUCAGACAUACAUCCAGACGGUAGUACCGACGGAACGCUUCGGCGCAUACGGUUUGGAGUUUUUCGAGCUUGAAUACUGCACUAGGGUUUAUGUAUACUGAGCUUGAUGCAUAUUAGUUGGCGUUCUCACGGAUAUAUCCACAGGCGACUUAAGGGAAUUAGAGCAUACGGACUACAUUGGAAGGGUAACGAGGCACGACCGAGUUUUUCUCUGUAUAGACCUCAUGGCGUUACUUGCAUUGCGUACCAACAGGCUCGGAGUAAAUAUUAGUUAACUGGGCAUCCAUCACUAUUUCCUUGUUGAAAAGGUGUCGUUGAUAUACAGACAUAUUUCUUAAGUGGUUCCGGUGUCGUAGUACCGUUGCCAGAGUAUUAGCCUUCCAACUUCUCCACACGCAUAUUAUAUAUAAAUAGCAUCGAGGCGAAGAUAGAAGGGAAGCAUGCGAAGAAAGGGAGUCAAAGAUGUCACUCAGCUACCUAAGCUAUUCCUAGGGUAACAAUCUCAGGGAACAGCCCGUUCAGAGAAGGGGUUUCGUGGUUGGCGAGGCCAUUCCACUACCUACCCACCCUAUGCAGUCACAAUCUCCCCAUUUCUAGCUUAAGUACCUAUCGGUCAUAUUGCUGGAUCAGGAAGAGGGUUCUUUUUUUCAUAACUAAUAUUGUAUGGGC
This is a messenger RNA of Daldinia loculata, 2191 nucleotides long. RefSeq lists its product as uncharacterized. The record is from RefSeq and is a predicted model, not a curated record. The coding region runs from base 669 to 1595 and encodes 308 amino acids. Lineage: Eukaryota; Fungi; Ascomycota; Sordariomycetes; Xylariales; Hypoxylaceae. The transcript has 3 exons.